Messenger RNA from Notolabrus celidotus (New Zealand spotty), 5927 nucleotides. RefSeq names its product myosin-7-like. The transcript is spliced from 37 exons. Bases 1 to 5823 code for a protein of 1940 amino acids. Gene Ontology annotation, cellular component: myosin complex. Gene Ontology annotation, molecular function: ATP binding; actin filament binding; cytoskeletal motor activity. NCBI's taxonomy places the organism in Eukaryota, Metazoa, Chordata, Actinopteri, Labriformes, Labridae. The record is from RefSeq and is a predicted model, not a curated record.
AUGGGUGACUCCGUGAUGAGAGAGUUUGGGCCUGCUGCUCCUUUUUUAAGAAAGUCAGAUAAGGAGCGUCUGGAGGCCCAGACCCGAAUCUUUGACAUGAAGAAGGAGUGCUUUGUGCCUGACGCUGAAGUUGAGUACGUGAAAGCAUCCAUCAUCAGUCGAGAUGGUGACAAAGUCACCGCCAACACUGAGUUUGGAAAGACUGUGACAGUGAAGGAGAGUGACGUUAACCCUCAGAAUCCGCCAAAGUUUGAUAAAAUUGAAGACAUGGCGAUGUUCACCUUCCUCCACGAGCCUGCUGUGCUGUUUAACCUCAAAGAGCGUUACGCAGCAUGGAUGAUCUAUACCUACUCCGGGCUCUUCUGUGUGACUGUCAACCCCUACAAGUGGCUGCCGGUCUACAACCAAGAAGUGGUUGUUGCCUACAGAGGAAAGAAGAGGGCUGAAGCUCCUCCUCACAUCUUCUCCAUCUCUGACAAUGCCUACCAGUACAUGCUGUCAGACAGAGAAAACCAGUCCAUCCUGAUCACCGGAGAAUCUGGUGCUGGGAAGACGGUCAACACCAAGCGUGUCAUUCAGUACUUUGCCAGCAUUGCUGCUGCCCCGGGUGUGAAGAAGGACGCAGCGGCUGAGAAGAAGGGGACCCUGGAGGAUCAAAUCAUCCAGGCUAACCCUGCUCUGGAGGCUUUUGGAAAUGCUAAGACCAUCAGGAAUGACAACUCCUCCAGAUUCGGUAAAUUCAUCAGGAUUCACUUCGACAACAGAGGAAAGCUGGCCUCAGCUGACAUUGAGACUUACCUUCUGGAGAAGUCUCGUGUGACCUAUCAGCUCAAAGCUGAGAGGGACUACCACAUCUUCUACCAGAUCUUGUCUCAGCAAAAGCCUGAGCUUCUGGAAAUGUUGCUCAUCACCAACAACCCCUACGACUACGCCUUCAUCUCCCAAGGAGAGACGACUGUAGCCUCCAUCAAUGACUCUGAGGAGCUGAUUGCCACUGAUGACGCCUUUGACGUGCUGGGCUUCACUCAAGAAGAGAAGAACGGCAUUUACAAGCUGACCGGUGCCAUCAUGCACUACGGUAACAUGAAGUUCAAGAACAAGCAGCGAGAGGAGCAGGCAGAGGCUGACGGCACUGAAGAUGCUGACAAAGUCGCAUAUCUGAUGGGCCUAAACUCUGCUGACCUCAUCAAAGGUCUCUGUCACCCAAGAGUCAAAGUAGGAAACGAGUGGGUCACCAAGGGACAGAACGUGAACCAGGUGUACUACGCUGUAAGUGCUCUGUCUAAGUCAGUGUACGAGAAGAUGUUUCUCUGGAUGGUGGUGAGGAUUAAUCAGUCCCUGGACACCAAGCAGCCUCGCCAAUACUUCAUUGGUGUGCUGGAUAUCGCUGGAUUUGAGAUCUUUGAUUUCAACACCUUUGAGCAGAUGUGCAUCAACUUCACCAAUGAAAAACUGCAACAGUUUUUCAACCACCACAUGUUUGUGCUGGAGCAGGAGGAGUACAAGAAAGAGGGCAUUGAAUGGGAGUUCAUUGACUUUGGGAUGGACUUACAGGCCUGUAUUGACCUUAUUGAAAAGCCCAUGGGUAUCAUGUCCAUCCUUGAAGAGGAGUGCAUGUUCCCAAAAGCCUCUGAUGCCACAUUUAAAGCCAAGCUCUACGACAACCAUCUGGGGAAAUCUGCAAACUUCCAGAAGCCCAGAGUUGUGAAGGGGAAACCAGAGGCCCAUUUCUCCCUGGUUCACUACGCUGGAACUGUAGAUUAUAACAUCAACAACUGGCUGGUGAAGAACAAGGAUCCUCUGAAUGAGACCGUGGUCGGUCUUUUCCAGAAAUCAAACCUGAAGCUUUUAGGGGUGCUGUUUGCUGGAUAUGCAGGAGCUGAGACUGCUCAAGAGUCUGGUGGAAAAGCCAAAGGUGGUAGCAAGAAAAAAGGUUCUUCAUUCCAAACUGUAUCAGCUCUGCACAGGGAGAACCUGAACAAGCUGAUGACCAACUUGAGGUCUACUCACCCUCACUUUGUGCGCUGCAUCAUCCCCAAUGAGACCAAGACUCCUGGGGCCAUGGAGAACCCUCUGGUGAUGCACCAGCUGCGCUGUAACGGUGUGCUGGAAGGCAUCAGGAUCUGCAGGAAGGGGUUCCCAAACAGGAUCCUCUACGGAGAUUUCAAACAGAGAUACCGUAUCUUGAACCCCAAUGCCAUCCCUGAGGGACAGUUUAUCGACAACAAGAAGGCUGCCGAGAAGCUGCUGGGUUCUCUUGAUAUUGACCAUAACCAGUACAAGCUGGGGCACACAAAGGUGUUCUUCAAAGCUGGACUGCUGGGUCUGCUGGAGGAGAUGAGAGAUGACCGACUGGCACUUAUCAUCACUGGCAUUCAAGCCCGGUCACGAGGUCUCCUGGCAAGAAUUGAAUUCCAGAAAAUCGUUGAACGAAGGGAUGCAUUGCUGGUGAUCCAGUGGAACAUCCGUGCCUUCAUGGGGGUCAAGAAUUGGCCCUGGAUGAUGAUGUUUUUCAAGAUCAAACCUCUGUUGAAGUCAGCAGAGACUGAAAAGGAGAUGGCCAACAUGAAAGAAGAGUUUACCAAACUCAAAGAGGCUUUCGCAAAAUCUGAAGCCCGCAGAAAGGAGCUGGAGGAGAAAAUGGUUACCCUUCUCCAAGAGAAGAAUGACCUGCAGCUCCAAGUUCAAUCUGAGCAAGAUAAUCUUGGUGAUGCAGAGGAAAGAUGUGAGGGGCUGAUCAAGAGCAAGAUACAGCUGGAAGCAAAAAUCAAAGAGCUGACAGAAAGACUGGAGGAUGAAGAGGAGAUGAACGCUGAACUGACAGCGAAGAAGAGGAAACUGGAGGAUGAGUCUUCUGAGUUGAAGAAGGACAUCGACGACUUAGAGUUAACUCUGGCUAAAGUCGAGAAGGAGAAGCACGCCACUGAGAACAAGGUUAAAAACCUGGUCGAAGAGAUGGCUGCUCAAGAUGAAAUCAUUGCUAAGCUGACCAAGGAGAAGAAAGCCUUGCAGGAAGCUCAUCAGCAAACACUGGAUGACCUGCAGAGUGAAGAAGACAAAGUCAACUCUCUGACCAAGGCCAAGACUAAGCUGGAACAGCAAGUGGAUGAUCUUGAAGGGUCCCUUGAGCAAGAGAAGAAAGUGCGAAUGGACCUUGAGAGAGCCAAGAGAAAGCUUGAAGGAGACCUUAAGCUGGCUCAGGAGACUAUCAUGGACCUGGAAAAUGACAAGCAACAACUUGAUGAGAGACUGAAAAAGAAAGAUUUUGAAACCAGCACACUCCUUGGUAAAAUCGAGGAUGAACAGGCAAUAAGUGCUCAGCUCCAGAAGAAACUGAAGGAGCUGCAGGCCCGCAUUGAGGAGCUGGAGGAAGAGCUCGAGGCAGAGCGAGCUGCCCGAGCUAAGGUGGAGAAGCAGAGAGCCGACCUGGCCAGAGAGCUGGAGGAGAUCAGUGAGAGACUGGAGGAGGCUGGAGGAGCAACAACUGCCCAGAUUGAGAUGAACAAGAAGAGGGAGGCAGAGUUCCUGAAGCUCCGCAGAGACCUCGAAGAGGCCACUCUGCAGCACGAAGCCACCACUGCCACGCUCAGGAAGAAACAGGCUGACAGUGUUGCUGACCUGGGAGAGCAGAUUGACAACCUGCAGAGAGUCAAGCAGAAACUGGAGAAGGAGAAGAGUGAGCUCAGACUGGAGCUGGAUGAUGUGGUCUCCAACAUGGAACAGAUUGUGAAAUCUAAGAAUAAUUUAGAGAAGAUGUGCAGGUCCCUGGAAGAUCAGAUGCAUGAAUAUAAAACAAAGUCAGAAGAGGGACAGCGUGCCAUCAAUGACUUCUUACUGCAGAGAGCAAAGCUUCAGACUGAAAACGGGGAACUUAUAAGGCAGCUUGAGGAGAAGGAUUCCCUGGUGUCUCAACUCACCAGAGGAAAACAGUCCUACACUCAACAAGUUGAAGACCUGAAGAGACAACUGGAGGAGGAAAUUAAGGCCAAGAAUGCUCUGGCUCAUGCAGUGCAGUCUUCUCGUCACGACUGUGACCUGCUCAGGGAGCAGUACGAGGAGGAGCAGGAGGCCAAGGCUGAACUCCAGCGCAGCAUGUCCAAGGCCAACUCUGAGGUGGCUCAGUGGAGAACCAAGUACGAAACUGAUGCCAUCCAGAGGACUGAGGAACUAGAGGAAGCCAAAAAGAAGCUGGCUCAGCGUCUGCAGGACGCAGAGGAGGCUGUAGAAGCAGUGAAUGCUAAAUGUUCCUCUCUGGAGAAGACCAAACACAGACUGCAGAAUGAGAUCGAAGAUCUCAUGGUGGAUGUGGAGAGGUCUAAUGCUGCUGCUGCUGCCCUGGACAAGAAGCAAAGAAACUUUGACAAGGUCUUGUCAGAAUGGAAACAAAAAUAUGAGGAGUCCCAAUCAGAGCUGGAGAGCUCUCAGAAGGAGGCAAGGUCUCUGAGCACUGAGCUCUUCAAACUGAAGAACUCCUAUGAAGAGUCUCUGGAGCAUCUGGAGACCAUGAAGAGAGAGAAUAAGAAUCUGCAGGAGGAAAUAUCUGACCUCACUUCACAACUUGGUGAGAGUGGGAAGAAUAUCCAUGAGCUGGAGAAGAUCCGAAAACAGCUGGAACAAGAGAAGUCUGAAAUUCAUACAGCUCUGGAGGAGGCUGAGGCCUCACUGGAACAUGAGGAAGGGAAGAUUCUCAGAGCUCAGCUUGAGUUCAACCAGGUCAAGGCUGAAAUUGAACGCAAGCUGGCAGAGAAAGAUGAAGAAAUGGAGCAAGCAAAGAGAAACCAGCAGAGAAUGGUGGAUACUCUUCAGAGCUCUCUUGAGGCUGAGACCCGCAGCAGGAAUGAGGCGCUCCGUUUGAAGAAGAAGAUGGAGGGAGACCUCAACGAGAUGGAGAUCCAGCUCAGCCAGGCUAACAGACAAGCUGCUGAGGCUCAGAAACAGCUCAAGGCUGUUCAUGCACAUCUCAAGGAUUCUCAGCUGCAGCUCGAUGAGUCUCUUCGAGCCCAUGAUGAGAUGAAGGAAAACAUUGCAAUUGUUGAGAGACGCAACAACCUGCUUCAAGCUGAAGUGGAGGAACUGAGGACCGCUCUUGAACAGACUGAGAGAUGUCGCAAACUUGCCGAGCAAGAGCUUCUGGACGUCAGUGAGAGGGUGCAGCUCCUGCACUCUCAGAACACCAGCCUGCUGAACCAAAAGAAGAAGCUGGAGGCAGACACCUCCCAGCUUCAAACUGAAGUGGAAGACGCGGUGCAGGAGUGCAGGAAUGCUGAGGAGAAGGCCAAGAAGGCCAUCACUGACGCUGCCAUGAUGGCAGAGGAGCUGAAGAAGGAACAGGACACCAGUGCUCACCUGGAGCGCAUGAAGAAGAACAUGGAGCAGACCAUCAAAGACCUGCAGCACCGUCUGGAUGAAGCUGAGCAGAUCGCCAUGAAGGGAGGGAAGAAGCAGGUGCAGAAGCUGGAGGCCAGGAUCAGAGAACUGGAAAAUGAGUUAGAGGCUGAGCAAAGGAAAUCCAGCGAUUCUGUCAAAGGAAUACGGAAGUAUGAGAGAAGAAUCAAAGAGUUGACCUAUCAGACUGAAGAGGAUCGUAAGAAUCUGGCUCGUCUGCAAGACUUGGUAGACAAACUACAGCUGAAAGUCAAAUCCUACAAGAGGACUGCAGAGGAGGCUGAGGAACAGGCCAACGGUAAUCUGACCAAGUUCCGUAAGCUUCAACAUGAGCUGGAUGAGGCUGAGGAGAGAGCCGACAUCGCUGAGACUCAGGUCAACAAGCUGCGUGCCAAGAGCCGUGAUGUGGGGUCAAAGAAAGGACAAGAAGAGGAAUGAAUGUCACAGAAAUGAACUGUUGUUUCUGAGGCACCUCAGGUCUAAAAAGUGUCUCCCUAAGCAUGUUGUUUGUUGAGUAGAAUAAAGUCAAUCUGCAUCUCAAA